UGUCGGGCUUUAGGAAGGGGGCCAUGGAUAAAACUUUGCACAUUCUCCAGAAAUCCGCAGACGGUGUACCGAGGAUCUCCCUGGACAUGAGUUUAAAUGACGAAGGGGAAGAUUUCGCCGAGCAGCAGAUCGUGGGCUCCGACAAAAUACCUCUGGUGAAACCUUAUUUCAAGAAGAAACAGAGGAAAUUGAUCCCAAAUGCCAUCCACCGCGCCCUGGAGUCCAUACUGACCAGCCUGCUGAGCACGGAUACUCUGUCCGGGGAUGGAGUGUUUGUUCCCCGAAGCCAGCCGGGACGGACGCCGGGCAAUCUGUGCGCAGCGGCAGUGUGAAACGAGCUGUAUGGCCAGGUGUGCCUCAAAGACCCGGGAGCUGCCGACGAUACCACCACAGCGGCCGGAGUACAGGGUGAUGACCCGGACGUUUGUGAAAUAGCCGAUACUACUGCGGAGCUGGAAGAGACGGAGCGGCGUCAGCUGAAGCCUGGCCUCAGGGCAGCCGGGAGCACAGUGACAAUAACACCCCCGGACAGGGAAUUACCUCCAUUGCCACCCCAGGCUCCUCACCAGGAGGGGGCCAUCAAAAGCAACGACCUCUUAACCUCUGGAGUUAAAAAUCUACCAGUUAAAGACUGCACUGGAAUCCAGGACCCCAAUGCCCUCCUCCUGCAGCCUGACAAAGGGUGCUAUUUCAGGAUAAAUGAAGAGGCCUCCCUGGACCUGGUUUUUGAGUUGCUCACCCAGCUCCAGUAUCACACACACCAGUCGGACUCAGUGGACAUUUGUGUGGAUUUCCCAGGACAGUGCGUUUAUGGCAACGACUGUGCCCACCACCACACCGUGCUGCCCUACCACUGGCAGAUCCGCAAGAGCAGCAGUCAGACAUGGCAGAGCAUAGCAGACGACUCCCAGGAACAGCUGGAGAGACUGUACUGCAACCCCGACCAAUGAGCAAGUCAGGCUCAAGUUUCCAGUAAGAGUCGAGUGUUUGCCCUGGACUUUGGGGCGAUGCAGGUGUGCGACCUGGAGUUUGACUGUGUCCGACGACUGACCACUCCCCCCAGCCCUCUACCUGUUCCCACGGCGAACCCAAACCCCACCCCCAGCUGUCACACGGUGAAGUACUACUGCAGAGACAACUUUGGCUGGAGGGAGUACUCCGAGCCGGUGGUGAAGCUCAUAGAAGAGGCAAGUUAGGGUCUUAAGGAGGUGCGAUUCAUUACGCUCCAGAACCAGUAUAUCCUCAACAUCAGGGAGGGCUUCCAGCAGAACGCGGUCUUCGGGUUCAGACGUCAGAUCAAGAAGCGACCCAUGUUCAUGUCGUCUGUGAUGCUGACACCUCACCUACAGACUUUGGGUGGUCUCUCUUUAUCUCCUCUGCCCUGCUCGUCGUCGUCCUCCUCCUCUUCUUCGUCGUCCUCAUCAUCGAUGGAUCCCUCUGUGUCACAUCCUCUCUCACCAACAACCACCAACCCGCAGCUUUUUCCAGAAACAUGGUUGCCAAUGACGAUGAGCCAGGACUUCCUCCGGGUGCCUGUGUCCCGUGAAGACCGCAGCUACAGGACAGUGUACAGUCUGUUCCACAAGACGGUGUCGGAGACCAAGUUCAGGAUUAUCAAGAUCCUGCGCGUGCAGAACCCCUUCCUCUGGGAGAAAUCUGUUUCUGUCUGCUCCAACAGGAAGAAGGAGUACAUGUCACGGCGUAUGUCAGACAUGGACCGGCUCCUGAGCGAGCGCCACCUCUUCCACGGCACAUCGGCAGACGUGGUGGAGGGCAUCUGCAAGCACAACUUCGACCCACGAGUCUGCGGCAAGCAUGCCACCAUGUUCGGCCAGGGCUCCUACUUUGCCCGCAAGGCUGUCUACUCCCACAACUUCUCCAAGCGAUCGCCCAAAGGAGUUCAUUGCAUGUUCCUGGCCAAAGUCCUCACUGGCAGGUUUACUGUAGGAAAUCCCUCCAUGCGGCGACCUCCACCCAUCAACCCUCGUGACCCCUCUAGUGACCUUUAUGACUCCUGUGUGGACAACUGGGUGGACCCCCAGAUCUACGUCAUCUUCAAUGACGACCAGAGUUACCCUUACUUUAUUAUUCACUACGAGGAGGUACCCAGCACAGUCGCCGUCUAAGCCCUUCAACAGAACUUGGUGUCUUUGUUUGCAAAUCCUUAGUCAUAGUCUGCUAAUGGUGGUAGAUGGAUGGAUGGAGUUUGAUGCAAAGGAACAGUUUAAAACCAAUAAAAAUGGACUUUCUGAAGCGUGUUGGUGAAACCAGCUCUGUUGGAGUCACUCUGUUAGACCAGACUUCACCCAUCUGGUGCCUGAAAUGCAUUAAAGCAGGCUGAGAAAUAUUUGCAAAUACACAAUGAUUCAGGUCUGUAGUUGACUGGAACCAACCAGACUGGACUGCAUUAAGGAGCAUCAGACCGGAUUCAACUGGACAAAACUGGAUUAGCAGAGGACAACACCUGUUUCAUCCAGUGUUCAGAGGUGGAUGACAACCGAAAAAAGCUGCAACAGACUUGAGUGGACUCAUAUACUACAUUUUACAAUCUAGAAUGAAAAGGACCUCAGUGAUGAUGAUCGCUGGGCAAAAGAGGAUUUAUCUACUUUACUGAUUUGGAGCAGAUGCAGGAAAAACCAAACCUCGGCCCCUUAUCAUUUUGACGUAGUCGUACGGCUGUACGUGAACUCGUUUCCACAUCGGGACAAAACUGUUGUAGACAGUUAGCGUCCUGCCAGUACUGUGAAUGACCAACUGGCCAUGUUAUUAUUAUUAUUAUUAUAAUUAUUAUUAUUAUUGUGAGGAAGCAGCAACCAACCAAUCAGAGGCUUCCACAGAGAAACCAUGGCAACUCUGACCCUCCCAUCAUUCUCUUAUACAAAUCAUAGUGAGUGUUUACCCAGCCUCCGGCCCAUACAUUUUUUUUUUUUUUCAAAUCUAUGUGCUGAGUGUUUGAAUCUUUUAAUUUAGUGAACAUUAAUCUUGUGGCCUCUUCAACCAGUCAGUGGACAUGAGUUUCAGAGGGACUUUUAAAAAAACGGACAUCCACAUACUAUAAACCUCCAGGCAGAGGAUUCACACGACACCAGUGCUGCUUCUGGUUGCCAUUUUUGCUUUUGUGGCCACCACUUUGGUUCCUCUUGGAAGGGAUCUGAUUCUUGCUGAGACUCGAUGCUGCUGUAGCAGCAGUGGCGGCGGUAGCGCUGUAGCGUUUUGUCAGCAAACCCCCUGAAACUCAUCUCUCUUGGACCGCUCUCUCGCUCAGAGACAGUAGACUCGUUUCGAUUUUUUUUUUUUUUCUGAGACAAACUGUACAAACUGUUCUUUUUGUUUAUAUUUGAACUGUGUGCCUUUUGUUCAUAAAAAUGUUUAUUUAUGUUAGUUUAAUGUAUCAUUGAUUAAAUAAAGAAUCUAAAAGAGGAAAUGA
Messenger RNA from Acanthochromis polyacanthus (spiny chromis), 3427 nucleotides. It is a transcript of the gene tiparp, whose product is annotated as TCDD-inducible poly(ADP-ribose) polymerase. The record is from RefSeq and is a predicted model, not a curated record. Lineage: Eukaryota; Metazoa; Chordata; Actinopteri; Pomacentridae. Gene Ontology annotation, molecular function: NAD+ poly-ADP-ribosyltransferase activity; zinc ion binding.